UGGCUCCGCCCUUCCUCCCCGCGCCUUCGUCCGUUAAUUCCACGCUCUGGCCUGGCCGAUCGCCACCACCUCCGGGCACCUUUAAAGCCAACCAGAGAAGAGAAGGGCCGGAGCAACCCAAUAAGCUAGCGGGACGCCGGAGAGAGAGGGGGCCGGUGGAAGCUGCCGCGCGCGCUUCGCCCACAUCCCCCCUCCUCCUCCUCCCCACCACGCCCACGCCGUUCAUAGCUCUCUACAACAGGUAGCACGCACGUACGCCGGCGAGAGGGACGACAGAACUCGCGCGCGCGCCUAGCUCCUCGGCCGCCGGUGGUUUCGUCUCUCGUCUCGCCUGCCUGCCAUGGGAACGGAGGUCCUCCGCUCGCACGACUGCCUCUCCCGCGUCCGCCACCACGCGCGCGGCUCCAGGCGGUCGCCGCGCCCGGCUGCGAGGACGACGCGCCACGGCGCCGCUCGCCACGGACAGGCGGCGGCGGCGGCGUCGCCCGUGCCGCGCGAGGUCCGGGUCAAGGCAGCCGCGGAGGCAGCGUACGCCGGGCCGGCGUUCGGCGCCAUGUCGCCGUCCCCGCGGGCGCUGCCGCUGCCGCGCUUCAGCUUCUCCAAGCCGGCCGCCGCGGCGGCCACCGUGGACGACUCGGCCACGCGGGAGCUCCGGCGGCUGCUGGGCCUCGAGCGGCCCGAGACGAAUUGACCGCGCGCGCGCGAGCGAUCGAUCGAUCCAACAAGCAGCAGGCCACGGAUUCAGCAAACCAAGAAAAGGGUGUCAAGAUGUACGUACGUGUGGGUCUCCUCCGUCGAUUCUUUUCGGUUAAUCUCCGGCUCCGUCUCUCCGGCGACGGCGCGUUCCCGGGCAAUGUCCGCUCCGAUCGACGCACCUCCCUCAAUCGUCCUGUGUUUUUUUUGUCAAGGACGGAGGGAGCGACGGUGCGCUAGCUCCCAUUGUCUGGAACCCGUCAGCUCGCCGGAGAGGGGGCCGAACUAGAAAGGAGAGAUAAUGAUAUGGCGGGAAGAUUGGAUUUGAUUUAGAUGUGGUUAAUUGAAUCUCUGGUGUUUUCA
Lolium perenne is the source of this 1056-nucleotide messenger RNA. RefSeq lists its product as uncharacterized. The record is from RefSeq and is a predicted model, not a curated record. Lineage: Eukaryota; Viridiplantae; Streptophyta; Magnoliopsida; Poales; Poaceae.